Molecule: messenger RNA, 938 nt
Organism: Protomyces lactucae-debilis
Lineage: Eukaryota; Fungi; Ascomycota; Taphrinomycetes; Taphrinales; Protomycetaceae
Product: COPII-coated vesicle component Emp24
Exons: 5
Coding region: 119-709 (196 amino acids)
Biological process (GO): intracellular protein transport; endoplasmic reticulum to Golgi vesicle-mediated transport; Golgi organization
Cellular component (GO): COPII-coated ER to Golgi transport vesicle; endoplasmic reticulum-Golgi intermediate compartment; endoplasmic reticulum
Source: RefSeq, a predicted model, not a curated record
GUGAAUUGCAGUUGUUGCAAGUAGUCCAAGUGAGUUCGUUUCAAAGUUCCAAGUCGCGUCCAGCUGCUCCAGCAACGGAUUGGACACGCAAACCACCACACAAAACACAGACAGAGCCAUGCUGCGUGUCUGGGCACUGCUCUUGAGCUCACUGCUUCUUUUGGUCCAUGGCCAUUCAUUGACUUUGCAUCCACACAAUCGAGAAUGCUUCCAUGAAGAGCUCAAGCAAGGCGACCAUAUGGUUGUAUCCUUCCAAGCAGACCUCGGCGGCGAUAUGAUGAUCAACUUUUGGAUGUCAGAUCCACAUGGUAAUAUGCUGAAUAGUCAGCCUCGUGCGAGUAUGGGCGAACAUUCAUUUGAAGCGACACAAGCUGGCAAGUAUACUUAUUGCUUCCUCAACGAAGGCAAUGACGGCGCAACAAAGGAGAUGAGUUUCAAUGUGCACGGUGUGGUGUAUGUUUCUGGCGACGACCCAGACCACCAGGACCCACUUGAGAAGCAGAUCAGGGAGUUGUCUGAGUUGGUGGCACAAGUCAAAGACGAGCAGGAGUACAUGGUCAUUCGCGAGCGCGUCCACCGCGACACCUCUGAGAGUACAAAUACACGCGUCAAGUGGUGGUCUAUUGGCCAGACUAUUUUGCUGAUUGUCGUCUGCCUCUUCCAGGUGGUCUAUCUGAAACGCUUCUUUGAGGUGAAGCAGCGCCUGUAGGCCCCCUCCCUGGGUAUCUGCUGUCGAUAGCAGGUCAAUCCAUACCUAUCCACUGCCCAAACUGUCGCUGUAGUUGAACUUUCGUCUCACGGAUUUUUAUCUCUCGGCGAUGAGCGACAAUCAAGGAGAAGAGCAAUAGUACUAGUCUAGUAGCUACUGUUGCUGCAACCUUGGCAAGCUCAAGAUAGAAGCGACUAGAUACUUUAUCAAAUGAGCGCAUCAGAUAUCG